This is a messenger RNA of Daldinia caldariorum, 4330 nucleotides long. RefSeq lists its product as uncharacterized. Gene Ontology annotation, molecular function: protein binding. The record is from RefSeq and is a predicted model, not a curated record. Lineage: Eukaryota; Fungi; Ascomycota; Sordariomycetes; Xylariales; Hypoxylaceae. Bases 210 to 3851 code for a protein of 1213 amino acids. The transcript is spliced from 4 exons.
AUCUACAUACUAACAUACCGGCACUCAGUACCUCCUAACCAUCCUGACCCCUGGACCUUAAAGUUUUAAAACCAACAACCCCGAGCCCAUAUGAUAUCUACAGAUGUGUGACACCGGCAAUGUACAAUAAUUUACACUAACUAGGCCGAUAUGAUAUACGAGAGUUCUAUUGAUCGAUACCGCGUUUGCUUCGACCUCGAAUCGUCAGGAUGAGUAAAUUGGUCAAGGUAGCGCAAUACGUAGCACGGCUGGAGGAGGCGAGGUGCGAAGGGAAAUGGGACGAUGUGCCAGAACUCGUGCGUAAGGUCCGCAAACAUGCCACCGAUAGAUUAUGCCUCACAACGACUGCCGAGACAGAGCAUGCUAUCAUUAAAGCUUCCCAGAAGCAAAAAUCCGAGUCGAGACCUACCACCGCCGUCUCUGCCGCCGAUCUCGAUGUUUCUCAGCUGGUACCUAGAUUACUAGGUGCGAUCGACGUCGAGGCAACUUACCUCGAAGACAAAUACCAAGCCCAAGUAUGCAUUGGCUGGCUUUAUUGGACCGUUGGGGAAUAUGACACCGCUUCCUUGAAGUUGCCAGAUGAUCCAGAAAGCGAGUUAGCCCAGCUUGGUCAACCCGGUAACAUUUCCGAGUGGUCAUGGGUGUGCGCCCUUAAAGCUGCAUAUCUGAAGGCCAAUUGCCUCGCACGAAAUGACCAGAGAAUUGAGGCACUAGCUGUUUUCGAAUCAGCAUUGACUUCCUUAUCACAUGUGUGGCUGGAACAGAAAGGACGGAAACAGCUGCGAUUCUGGUCCGAACUUUUCUUAACGGAAUUUUGUAUGCUACAAGCUCAGGCUCUGGAAAAAGGCGAGAAGACCCUCGAAGAUCCCAAUUCAUUAGCCCCGUUCCGCUCCUGGGCGAAAUACUGGGAGGUGGUCAAAGCCCAAGGCGCUUCUCUCGCCGGUGGCUAUGGCUUUCGUGGUGCCGUACCUAGAAGGAGAGUAUGGAACGAAUAUUAUGCUGCUAUUUCAGGUAUCUUGCAGCAAGAUUUGCCGUUCCCGACGGGUUCCGUAGACGUCACCAACGAGGCAUCAGCUAGAAACCAGCUUCGAACCGAGUUAAAGAAAGUCGAAGUAGCCUACGAAGGUUUUCUUCUUAGCGAAACCUCCUUCCCACGAGCCGAAGAACAAAGAGAAGAAGUAGAAGACUUCGUCGCGACUGUGAUGAAAAACUGGAGUGUACUUAGUGGGCGUGAUUGGAACGAACAAGACCUCGGACCUGGCGGUAAGGAAGCUCUUAGUCGGGGGGUUUUGGAUAUCCUCUAUCGAGCCGCCACAAAAACGUUCCACUCUACAGCUAUACUACGGUAUCUAUUCACCGUUCACCUUUCAGUCGCGGAAUUUGAUCUGGCCUUCCACGCUUUCGAUUCCUACCUAGAAAUUGUUAAAAAGGGGAAAGCUCGCGUUGACAAAACGGGCCAUCCGGAGCCGAGUCUUGAUGACGACGCCACGGUCCUCGAGACCGUUUCCCAGGCAAUAACAGCUCUCUGCAAGUAUGGUUUCAAAGAUGCUGCGGAGAAAGCACAUGGGUUAGGAGCUGAACUAGAAGGAAUGCUGCAGAAGCUGCCAACGCCGCUUCCUAGGACACAAGAUAAUAUCACAACGCUACAUGAGGAGGAUGGAGAUGGUGUCAUAUUACAUCCAAGAAUAUCGUCUCAAGUGUAUGCCUUAGCGUGGCAGGCUAUCGGUAUUUCACAAGCACAGUGGGCUAGAGCAACAUUUGACGCUCCUAUUCGUACGGAAACUCAAACCAAAGCCAUACGAAGCUUCCAGAAAUCCCUAUCGCCCGAGAAUGGAAACCCGACAGAUAUCAGAACCCUAUUUACCCUCGGUCUAUUACUGGCCGAGCAGCGAGAGUUGACGGCAGCUAUUGAUAUCGUUAGAGCCGCACUCAUGUCUAGUGGGAAGACAGCAGGUCAGUCCGUUGGGUUUGGAUCAUAUUGGCGGGAACGCUCAUUGAUACCCCUAUGGCACCUCCUCGCGCUUCUUCUAAGUGCUAGACAGGACUUCAUAAUGGCUGCCAGGGCUUGCGAGGGUGCCUUUGAGCAAUUUGACGACCCGGCGGUCCUAUUUGGCUCGCAGAAUCUUCAAGGUGCGUUCCGAAGCGAACAUCUUAACGAGGUGGAAGCUCGCAACGAGAAGAAUCAAUCAAGAGGGCUCGUCGACGAAAUGGAUGAUCUCGAGAAAGAGGGCAUGAUUGAAGUAAAGAUGACACAACUUGCUAUUCUAGAACUAUUGGAAGGACCAGAGGUCGCAGUAAAUGCAAGCCAUGAAUUAUUGGUCCUGUACACGAGAUUAUUUGGAGACUCUCAACCAAAGGCGCCGGCUACAACUCAUAAGGCGACAAUGGAAGUCCCGAAAAGUUCGGCCGGUACAAUCAAGAGCAUACGUGGUAGCAUCUUUGGUAACAGGCCUGAGAGAGCAUCCCGCAAUCUCAAAACCACCACUGCUGCCGAAAGCGACGCGCCCACCACCCUACCGGAGAGGCCUCAAACUACGCAGGCGCCCAUUGACGCCACUGCCGCCGCAACUCCCUCCAUACAUGUCACCAAAGAGAAUGGCGAGACUACCGAGGGCCGGCGGUCUAGAAGAUCGUCAAGCGUUCGUGGACGUAGCGAUUCAACAAGGAGGAACAGCUUGAAAAAACGAGAACCGAGUGCCCGACCGCGGCGAGCCUCUAGUAGCUCAGCUCCACCUCGUCCUCCAACUAUUGUAGAUGGUGAGGACUUCUACGCACAGAUGCCGGAAGGGACGACACAAGAACCAGUGGAUUUCUUCGCGUCGGAUAGCACAAAUGACAUAUCCAGGCAGCAGUCAUUUUCUAAAGGUCGAGGUCUAUCUCGAUUCAAUUCUACCGCCUCGUCAACCCGCGGCUCUGUAAAUGGAUCUGAUAGUUUAGUUCUCGAUUCGCUUUCGCCGCCCAACCCGCUACCCAUUGUACAGUUUUCGAAAGAGCAAGUCAAACGACAAAGGCAGACCAUACUUGUCAAAGUAUGGUUAAUGAUUGGUGCGUUUUACCGUCGUGCUAAAAUGUACGGUGAUGCCAAAGGUGCUAUUGGUGAGGCGAGGAAACUAGUAGACGGCUUAGAAGCUGAUGUCGCCAAGGAUGCUAGUGGCGCUACGGCGCUACGAGAUCCUGGCUGGGGUAGGAAGAGAUCCGUCGAAGAGCUUUGGGGUGAUGUUCUGAGCGAGUCGGGCUAUCUCGCACUCUCCGAGGGCGCCCCUUACGUAGCGAGGGACUACUUUGAAGAAGCUCUUAUGCACUACCCAGACCACCCUUCAGCGAUUGUUGGAUUGUCCAAUAUCCUCCUGGACAUAUACAGCGAAGCACUUUUGCCACCGCCUGCAGUCCCCAGCAUCGUCCUGCCAGACGGCCAGGAAACAAAUCUCAUAUCAACCGACCAUCCUCCUCCGAAACCUCAUACAGUAGUGGACGUUCCAACACUGCCAUCAACGCCACUAGGGCUUGGAGGUAGCGUAAUUGAUACCCUAGGUCCACUGUCUGAUAAAUCAGCUGCUGUUGAAUCAGACGGUCCUUCAAUAGAGGAGCUCCCAGCCCCUUAUAAAGCCGUUUCCUUACCUCUUGUCGAUCGACUUGCUGCCCGAGACAGAGCCUACGGGCUAUUGUCAGGACUCACUAAAUUGGGCACAGGAUGGAAUUACUCCGAUGCCUGGUUUGCCUUGGCCAGAGCACACGAAGACAGCGGGCAGCUAGAUAAGGCCAAAGAGGUACUUUGGUGGUGUAUUGAACUCGAAGAGGGAAUGGGUGUACGUGAGUGGAAUUGUGUUAGUGCCAAUGGCUACGUGCUAUAGGCAAUCGGAACAGCAAGACCAACACGUCACCAAAACGACGAUUAUUUAUUCGAUAGACGGACGGCGCAUAGACAUGUAAACAAAAUUGGCGACCAAAUGGAAUUCGACGGAGAUAGUGGUGUGCACCAGCGUUACUUACUUUUACCUACCUACGUUGUUGAUGUCAUUUCAGUUCGCGUGAUCUUUUUUGGCUGCUUUAACACAACAUAUUCAUUCAUACGGCUCUUCGCCUCCAGACCAGGAUUGAUACCCUUUCGUGGCGUAUUUUGCGUGCUUACCUAGAAAUACUAAUGAUAUAUAGACUCAAUUCAAAAGUUGUUCCCUGGUCAAAGAUGGAAUCCUUGUGAAUCAAGAGUAUUACGCUCGAAGUUUUGUUCUUACUCGAUAAUUACGAGCUAAUAAAUACGAUGGUAUAAUGAUAGGGUUCAUGUCGACAUGCCAAGGCUCAAAAGAAGCAAUACAGAGCUUGGAAUCAAUGA